Phyllopteryx taeniolatus (common seadragon) is the source of this 5081-nucleotide messenger RNA. RefSeq names its product ACD shelterin complex subunit and telomerase recruitment factor (gene acd). Gene Ontology annotation, cellular component: shelterin complex; telomerase holoenzyme complex; chromosome, telomeric region. Gene Ontology annotation, biological process: telomere maintenance via telomerase; telomere capping. The record is from RefSeq and is a predicted model, not a curated record. Bases 280 to 1896 code for a protein of 538 amino acids. Gene Ontology annotation, molecular function: telomeric repeat DNA binding. The transcript is spliced from 2 exons. NCBI's taxonomy places the organism in Eukaryota, Metazoa, Chordata, Actinopteri, Syngnathiformes, Syngnathidae.
GGGGUGAACUCAAAUAUGGUUUAAAUUAUGUGAGUAAAAAGAUUGUAAGGUUUCAGAAAGCGGUAACGUUUACAUUCCGAGAAAGUGUUUGCAAAUUGGGUCGCCUGAUUUUGAGAAGUACUUCCGGUUUGUGUACGGCUUCAAAAUUUCACACGACUUGCAGUAUCAUAUGGAAUUCGAAAAAGUAAACAACACGAGUAAAACCCAGACAGUGGAACCUCUGAAACUAAUCAAUGAUUUCCUGACGAAACAGGUGAAGAGACGAUUUCAACUCCAAAUAUGCUGCGCGUGCCUCGGAACGCCCUUUCUCCGUGGAUUGAGAGUCUCAUCCGGAGUUAUGGCAGUGAGGAGGGGAGCAACGGUGGGCGACUGAAAGCUCAUGUUACCUCUGUGGGGCAGAUGUCUCAGUCUCAGGCCCGGAACUCGGAAGGCCCCACGGGGCUGCUCUUCCUAUCUGAUGGCGUAGUGCAGAUGCCUGCCAUUCUCACCUCAUCAGCGUGGGAGCAUCUUCAGGAGCAGGAGGACAAGGAAUGUUUCACCAGUCUGCUCAAUACCACCGUCUGUGUUCGAGACUACAGACUGCAGUUUCAUAUGGCCACGGAACCGACAAGAUGUAGGUUCUUCUUGUCAGUUGGAGAGAUGCUAACCACUGCGGCUGGCAGAGCCAAAGACAACACACCCUGCUGCACCUCUUCGCUCUCUGUCCAACAGAAAAUCUAUGAGACAUGGAGGACGCUGUUGGUCCGAGAGACGCAGGACUCUCCAAAAAGCCACACUGACUUUGACCUGUCUGAUCUACUAGGGGAGUGGCAGCGCGACAGUUUGCAAACCGUACUUGAGGAUGUGCGGGAGAGACUGAUGGUGCCGAGGAGUGCAAGUCUGCAGCCUUUCACAUCCACUGCCGUUGCAUCGGUGAAUCAACUGGACAUGUUCACUCCCACCGGCUGGGACAUAGAACGGGCUGCAGAUAACGCCACGGGAUGUUUCAGCAUCCCGAUAAAGUGUCUCCUCAUUCCAGAAGGAUGUGCUAUGCAGGGGCAAAAAGCAAAUGCCGAUGUAUUGACAACAGAUGGGGACAGGGAGUUAAAUUUGCAACUUUCGGAGAGCACUGUUAAUACUGAAGGCUGCCAAACAGCUGAGUUGACCGAGGGAGUGGGGGAAACCCAAAACUAUGUUGAUAACAUCAUGCAUCAUGACAACAUACAUGUAAAUUUGACUAAUAAGGACCUCACAGCUUCAGCGAAAGCAUGGGAAAUGUUUCUUCCACCACGAUGUUUCUCUUUCUCAGAUGGGUCCCAAGAAGCCAUUGCAGUACAGUCUAUUCAGUUCCACCGACAAAACUGUCACGUGAACAGAACCAGUACCCAACUUCCUAUUACGAGCACGCAACCUGAGAAUUUACAACACAGCAAAGGGAACCACAGCUCCUUACCGCCGUAUCAAAAACUGCCACUCUCAUCUGGCGGCAGUUACACAGCAACACCGACUAGUCAAAUGCCUCCCCAAGACAAACAGACUUUGAUUGAGAAUGUUGACAUGCAACAAAUAACUGUAGGGAGACAAUAUAGAAUGACAAUGAGAAAAAGGGAUCUGGAGUGUGUGCAAGAAGAGCGAACUACAGUCGCGGUGGAGGAGGCUCGGAAAAGUGGGAGCCCCCCGUCGUGGCUCUUUGACUCUGGGACAGGUUCUGGCACUGUUGGAGGUAGCAUUGAUAUUCAAACUUUGGCUACUGAACAAGGAAAAACUACUGUUCACACCGAUAGUGUGCCGUUCUCAUACACUUACAAUGUAUCUGGGCAGAAUCUCCACGACUUUAACCAGUUCACAGUGGAAGAAUCGCUGCUGUCCUGGGCUGUCAAAUAUCUUGUCCUUCCAAAGCAGACAACACAUCUGUAACAUCUCCUCAGACAUCCUCUGAGUGGACUAUCUAUCCUAUUCAUAGUUUAUAUUUUAACAGUUAGGUAUACUGACUUUGCACGUUCUUGUCUCAAUAAAUAUUUUUGGGACAAAAAUGUAAGUGUUCUUCUGGAACGUGGUUAGUUAAUAUUGGUUAAUGAGUAAAACAAAUUGGGUGUUUUAAAAAUACCCACACGAAUCAACUUUCUUAUUUGGAAGCUUCAAAACAAGGGUGAAUAUUGCACACCAUCCAUCCAUCCAUUUUGUGUACCGCUUUAUCCUAACUAGGGUCGCGGGCGUGCCUAUCCCAGCUAUCUUCGGGCGAGAGGCGCGGUACACCCCGAACUGGUCGUCAGCCAAUCGCAGGUAUUGCACACCAUGUAGUUGAUAAAUACUGUAGAAGCUAAAUGAUCAGUACAUAAAAUUUCACAACAAAUAAUAAAAAAAUAAAAUAAUAAUAAUUGAAGCUCAUAUAAAAUGAAGAGGCGGCACGGUGGACGACUGCCUCACAGUUCUGAGGACCCGCCUGUGUGGAGUUUGCAUGUUCUCCCCAUGCCUGCGUGGGUUUUCUCCGGGCGCUCCGGUUUCCUCCCACAUCCGAAAUAGGCUAGGUUAAAAUGACGACUCUAAAUUGCCCGUAGGUGUGAAUGCUGAUGGUUGUUUGUUUAUGUGUGCCCUGCGAUUGGCUGGCAACCAGUUGAGGGUGUACCCCGCCUCCUGCCCGAUGAUAGCUGGGAUCGGCUCCAGCACUCCUUGUGAGGAGGAAAAUGGAAGGAUUGAUGGAUAAAAUGAAGAUUUCUCUGUGCUUAAAUAUGUUACAACACUAGGAAACUGAAGUCAACCUGUUUCAAAUACAUAUAAAAUAAGCAAACAUUUCCUUGAAGCGAAUUAAUAUUUUUGUGUUGAAUUAACAAAAUUUAUUUGAAAUAAAGGGUUUCAUAUAAAAGUAUAAUUCUGCAGUCAUAAUUAGUACAGUGUAAUACAUUUAACAACAACAAAAGAAACCAGGAUUAUUUUCUAAAUGUCCGAUAGAUGUCGCCAAAGUUCCUGAAGGGAGGGAAGUCACUUCAGAAAGUUAACAGGCUCGUGAGCUGUCAGUCUGCCUUCCUGUCCGUCCACUGAUAGAGCCGUUGAUACGGAUGAAGAAGAAGUGUUCUGUGCAUAUUCAUAUCUGCAUUGCCGUCGCGUGUAUCCUGACCAAGAGUCUUUCCCAGCUGACUUUUGGCAAGAGGAAGAGUACACGCUGGACUGGUCGCCAGCCAAUUGCACGGCACGUAUAGACAGACAAACAUUCAGCUGAAAAAAAAAACCCUUGGAGCCAGUCGGGCCACCCCUCUAAAAACGUACUAGGACCAACACUGCACUCGCUGGCAACAGGUAGUAAGGGACCAUGUGUGGGGUAUUCUUGAUAUGUUGUCGUUGCAGUGUCUAAAGCAGAGCAAUUGUUUUGUCUUUGAUAUGGGCCAAUGUCUGCCAUCUCUCAGGGCCUGAGGCAAUUGUCUGGGUUGCCUUCCCUGCUGCUGUCAUCAGCCAAUUGCAGGGAACAUGUAUAAACAUACAAGCGUUUCGUCAGAUUCAGAGAACUUAAUUUAUCCUUGUGGUUUCACACCUAUGGAAUAUUUAGAGAUUAUUACUAACCACUAGGUCACCCUGCAGCCAUGUCUGAAACAUGUAUUAUGUUAUUACUGAAUAUUAUUAUUGUUGAAAACGCUAGUACAGCCCAUUCAAAAUCCUUUCCUUUGAAAAAUACAACAAUUUAGUCAUUUGUGCACUCAUAAAUACAUUAGCAAACAGAGGUUUAAGCAUACUACAAAUUGUUGUUAUGAGGGAUGCCUCUAUUAAUGCAAAUCCUAAUAUCUUUUGCACUAUGCAGAAUGUGAAAGUUCCAGCAGUCAUCCUGCAUGCCACGUCUCAUCUACUGUACUUGCAUGUUAGUUUUAUUUCCUCUGCUACAGUGAAUCAUCGUCUACUGAGAGACAAACAGAGAAAAGACUGAGUUUGUAGGUUUAUUCCCUGAAAUCUCCCAACCUCUAAUGUAAGCAGGAGCCAGCUGUGACCACUUGUAAAGUUGUUGUAAUUCUCCUUUGGCCUAUAAACAGGAAAAUACAUAAUAUUAAGGCUUCAUACACACAUCUACAAAAAAAAAUAAAAAAAUACUCUUCACUCUGGCCUUGUAUGGCAAUGGAGUUCAUAAUGCCUGACUGCAGCCCAUUAAUGACUAUUAAAAACCAAAAUUUAUUUUGUCCAGCUUUGGUAAAAGUAGUCGAUUUGUAGAUGUUAUGGUGUAAUUACUGUUGUUGUAGAUCAUUUCUGUAUUUCUACAGUUAUUCAAUAUGUAACUUUGCAACACUGCAUAAUCAAGUGCAAUUACAGAUAGGUUAAAAGGCAUCAAAAGUACUGUAAAGUGCCCCAAAAUCAAAAGGAUGGGCACUGUUUAAAAUUCUAACUGUGAGUCAGAUUUUGCUAACCACCGGAGUACCCGGAGAAAACCCACUCAGGCACGGGGAGAACAUGCAAACUCCACACAGGCGAGGCAGAACAGUGAGGCAGAUGUGCUAACCAGUCGCCCUACUUUCUCAUCAUUAUAGUUAAUUGUAACCUUUUCGUGAUGACCUUUCUUCACUGGUUGGCUGUGUGAAAUAACGUAACAUUCUAUUGCCUUCAAGUUAAGUCCAAGUUACUGUCUCAAAACCAGCUAGUUUGUAUAUUGCCUCUUUUAUAAUGAGAUCAGAGAGAUGUGACAAAAGAAAAACUGUAUCCACUUAAAAAAUGGGCUUUUGUGUUUUUGUUUAAUUUGAUUCGUAAGUAUUUAAUGUAUUUUAGUGUAGUGGUUCACUUCCAAGACCACAUAGGGGGCUCACAGGGGUUUGGACUGGUCCAUCACAGGGCUGACAAGCUGACUACACGUACAGGCAAUUUAAAGUGACUAAUUAAGAUGUGUGUUUGUGGUAUGUGGACAAAAACCAGAGCAGCCUGAAGAGAAAAAAUUUAGCCAAAGCAAAGAGGAACAUGAAAGGUCUACUCAGAAAAGUACAGCUGGACAGCAGAUUCACACCCAGAGGCAAAAGCAGUAACCAUCAAGCUUGGUAAAAUGCUGGACAAAAAGUUCAUUGUCAAAUUUAUAGUGCUUCAUGGUAAAUAAACACUGUCCCUAAAUUCCAUGUACAGUAAUUAUGUUAAACUUG